AUGGCUCAUGGGACGAAACCAUACGUUGGGAAUCUGUUUCUAUUCGGAUCUAAGGCAUAUGUCAGAGUGGACACUAAGAAAAGCGAGAAGAUGGCUCUGCGCGCCCAGAUAGGAUUCUUGGUGGGAUAUAAAGCUCACAAUAUCUGGAAGGUAUGGACUACUAGAUCUAAUGGAUCGAAAGUCAUACGCGCCAGAGACGUCAUCUUCGACGAGACGAAGAAAUAUGACCUAGAACAUCUAUUUGUUAAAGAGAUUGUCAGAGAAGAUGUGCAGAGAUAUAUUGAUAACAUUGACAUACCAAAUCUUGAAGACAUCGAGCAAAACAAUAUAAUUGACUCAGUUGACGAAGAUAUGAAUCUACAAAGCAUGGUCAGCCCAGUUGUGUCAAAUAUUGAAAAUACUGAAGGCACAUUACCUCAUGAUUCUAUGGAUAUUAGCAGGCCAGGUCAAGCACUGGAUAUACAACAAGAUGUGCCACAAAACAUGGAGAUUGAUGAACCAACCCAGCCAGAUCAGGAUACUAUAGAUAUUGACCAUGAAAAUCCAGAAAAUGAAGCCCAAGAAGCGACACAAAUUGACAAUCAUAAGAAAUCUGUGGUGAAGAAGUUGAAAAUUGACUCAGCUGGAGGGGUGGAGCAUGAGGAAAAUAUCAAGGAAGAAGUUGACAAGGAUAAGAAUAUCCCUAGCGACAAACAGCUUCCUCAAUCUUCAAGUCCUGUGACCAUGGAAAGGCUUUCAGCCAAUCAUGAUGCAGAAAAAGCAAAUAAUGUCAACAACAACUUACCUACCCCGCCUCAAGGAGCCUCUCAGCAUUCAAGCGAAAAGAAUGAGUCAACAGGAACUCAGGAACCCCUUAGUACCUCUCGAGCACAGGAGAUUAACGCGGACCUCUCAGAAAGCAAUAUAGUGACAGGACCCAGGAUUCGAGUACCGUCAAAAAGAGCCCUAAGUCCAGAAUCAAGCUCUUUAUCAAGGAAGAAGCACAAAAAACUCAGCCAACCUAAGAAUUGGACAGGCAUUUUACGACACAAAUUCAAAAAUCAGUUCAUACAAGCUGCGAAAACCAAGUUUAAAGCUUUAAACAAGAAAGGCAUGUUUGAGUUUGUUCCUAGACCUCAAAAUAAGCAUAUUCUACCACUGACAUGGGUUUUCAAAUACAAAUUUGACAAGUAUGGCAAAAUUUCAAAGUUCAAAGCAAGGAUCUGUCCCAAUGAGCUCGAGAAGCGAGCAGCCACACUGGCAGCCCAAAAUUUUAGGCUGAUGAUGGCUCUAGCCACUAUAUUCGACUUGGAGAUUGUACAAUACGAUGCCAUAAAUGCCUUCAUAAACAGUCUAUUGGAUGAGGAGGUUUAUACAUUGUGUCCAGAUGGCUUCAAACAAAGUAGCAAGGUCAUAAAAUUACGGCGAGCUCUAUAUAGAUUACAGAGAAGUCCUUGGUUAUGGCAGAAAGAACUAACAACGACCUUAUUAAGUCUGGGAUUUGUUCCAAUACCUGAUGAAGAAUGUCUAUUUAUCAAAAAUGGCGUUCUUAUACUAUUUUUUGUUGAUGACAUCCUUGUGUUCUACAACAAGGACAAAAAACAAGCUAUUUUCGAAGAAACUGAGAAAGGCCUUACGAGCAAAUACGAGCUCUGA
Talaromyces stipitatus ATCC 10500 is the source of this 1635-nucleotide messenger RNA. RefSeq lists its product as uncharacterized. Bases 1 to 1635 code for a protein of 544 amino acids. The record is from RefSeq and is a predicted model, not a curated record. The transcript has 3 exons. NCBI's taxonomy places the organism in Eukaryota, Fungi, Ascomycota, Eurotiomycetes, Eurotiales, Trichocomaceae.